AUGGACGCCGCAGGGUACCCGCACAUGCAGGGGAGCGGGUCCGCCGCCUCCUCGUCCUGCCGCGCCGCCGACUAUUCCGCCGGUUGGGACUCCGCGCAGCAGCAGAAGCGCCAGCGCUGCCAGGGUUCUUCUAAUGAUCAAGUUGGAUCUAGCACAGAGAAUAAUUCUCUUGAAGCACCUGGAUUUGAGCUAAAAUUUGACUAUGGAAAAAAUGAGGAAGAAGAUUACUAUUUUGAAGAUGAAGAUGAUGGGUGUGUGGAGGCUACAGUACCAUGGUUGCAGAAAGUUGAAAGGGAUGGGCCUGGAAAAUUCAAGUCAAUGUCAGAAAUAGAGGAGGAAAUUGCAAAGAAGUAUAAUUUUUUCAAGCAGUUUGAUACCGUUGAGGAUUUCAUAGAUCAUAAAGAUGCUAAAAAUUCUGUCGGAAAUGCAAGGAAAGAAUGGGCAAAAAGAAUCCAGCACAAAUGGAGUCUCCUGGAGAAGGAUUUACCAGCAUUAAUAUAUGUUCGUGUCUCGGAAAAUCGAAUGGACCUUCUCAGGGCUGUAAUGAUUGGGCCUCAAGGAACUCCCUACCAUGAUGGCCUUUUCUUCUUUGAUGCUCACUUUCUCCCUUCUUAUCCUACUAUCCCCCCAGUUAGUAUUCAAUCUUUGUCCGUUUGGUGGUACAUUAUCAUGCAGGGUAAAUCUUGUGAGAAAUGGAACCCAGCACAAUCAGCAAUGCUUCAGGUGCUAAUCUCCAUUCAAGCUCUCGUAUUGAAUGAGAAGCCAUUCUACAAUGAGCUUGGAUAUGAACGCUAUGCCAAUAGUGCUGAGGGACUGGGGUAUGCCUUGGACUACAAUGAUACAGCAUUUCAGUACUCAUGCAGGACGAUGUUAUACUCACUUCGUAAACCUCCACAGCACUUUGAAGACCUUGUCGUGGGCCACUUAGGUGAACGUGGCCAUGCCAUUCUGGCUGCAUGCAAAUACUACAUGGAGGGCCAUGAAGUUGGAUCCAAAGUCCCGGAGGAGGACGUGGACACCAAAGGGUGUCAGAAUGGGGAAGGAUCCAGCUGUAGCACCACGGCAAAGCCGCAGCAAAAUAAGCCUGCAUUGCGCACCAAUCGCAAUGCAUCCUUCAAAACCAACCUGGAGGUUCUGUUUGAGGAGCUCUUGAUGGAGUUCAAUGUGAAGGGUGCCAACACUGCAAGAUUCCGUGCGGAGAAAUUGAAGAACCAGCUGGCGGCUGCUUGA
This is a messenger RNA of Miscanthus lutarioriparius, 1230 nucleotides long. The record is from the annotation of a GenBank genome assembly. NCBI's taxonomy places the organism in Eukaryota, Viridiplantae, Streptophyta, Magnoliopsida, Poales, Poaceae.